Messenger RNA from Saprolegnia diclina VS20, 1127 nucleotides. RefSeq lists its product as hypothetical. The coding region runs from base 95 to 682 and encodes 195 amino acids. The record is from RefSeq and is a predicted model, not a curated record. The transcript is spliced from 3 exons. Lineage: Eukaryota; Oomycota; Saprolegniomycetes; Saprolegniales; Saprolegniaceae.
GUUCACCCACACACGGAGCCCUUCUACCUUCUACACGUUUUGCACGUUGCACAUUUGAAGUCUCAACAUUUCAAGUACCCAAGCGAUUGUCAAGAUGUCGCUCAGCAAGUUCGAAGACGCCUUGGGACUCUACCGUGGCGGCAAGAUGAGCGAUCUGCCGCAGUUCAAGAUGGCUCUCGAGGCGCUCCUCUACGAGGAGAACGCGGACGUCGACAUGGAACGGGCGGAAGACGAGAAGGCUCCGUACGAGAAUCUGUGCGCUCUUGUCCUCCGCGGCGAGGAGGCUUCCGGCCGUGACCAUGUCGAGAAGAUCAAGGAAGAAGUCGCACUUGCAGAUCCCGUCCUUACGGACAGCGUGGACACCUCAGCGCUCCGGGCGUCGACGCUCGUACAUCCCAACGAGAUGCGCGCUGAGGUAUCCAAGCGGAUCACGCAUGCGCAGCGGUCAUGUGCACUGACGUGGGAGGACGUGUUAUCGCAUCCACCCAGCAGCGACGAGGCAUCAGUGACGGCCAAUGUCGACUCGAGUGGUAGCGACAACGACACGGUCCAACCCUGCGAAAGCGGUGGCACGAUCGAGAAGGCCAGAGGGGGCCUUGACAUGCGUCCAACUGGUGUCUCAUGGGCUCAGUACCUUUUCGGUGCACCCAAGGACACGUGCGACGACGGCAAUGACGCCUAAGGAUACAUCCAAGGGCAAGCCUAAGGAUGAGACAAAGAGUCGGUCCAAGGACAAGUCCAGGAAGAAGGCUCGCACGGAUAGCCAGUGCGGAGCCAACGAGUCCACCGCGAAGUCGGCAGGUAUCAACUAUGACGUAGCGACGUCCGCAAGUGAUAGUGAUUCCUCCGUACGUGACAACCACCCCGAUGACUGGAGCGUCAUGGAGUCACUCACCGAGCAAGUAGCUCGAGCGACCGUGACGAUCGAAAGCAAGGAAUGAUUGGGUCCUCGAUUCCGGGUGCGGGAAGCACAUUACACCUCACCAGGAGUACUUUAGUGAAACGGAACUUAACGACGAGUUUGAGUUUACGUUUGGAGAUGGAUCUUGCCUCAUCAACACACACAUUGGCAGAGUGGCCACAUUCUUUCAGUCGAAGAAUAAUGAAAUCAAACGAUUCAAUCUCGA